AUGAGCGGGGACAUCGAUGAAGAUGACCUAUUCCUCCUCUCACCGGAAAUGCGAGCAAAAUGCAAAGAAAUCACGAAUGCAGACCCACAAAGAUGGAAUAGUCCGCCGAAAAAGAAGCGAUCCUCAUUGAUAUCGAUGACAUCAAUAGAUGAAGCUGAAGAAGUUGAUCAUCACCAUGACGUUGAUGAUGAUGCUGAAGUUCAGCAACAUCUUGACAUGGAGGAAAGCCCGGAUGAAAAUCUGGAAUUGAGCUUUGAGGAGCUGGAGGCGAAGCUUGAGGCUGAGUCGUUGGAGUUGAGCCCUCAACCUUCCGAAUCUUUAACUCCAAGAAUGGAAAUGAGCCAGAGCUCGCAGCAAGAAGCCGACGGAGAAGAACCUAUUCGCUUCCGGAAUGCCCCGAAACCAGUAGAAUCGGAAGUUGAACAUCCUGAAGAAGAUGAGGAGCCACUGCCAGCCCCAAUUCCAGAACCGAAGACUGACAUGUUGCUCCAACAGAUCUUCGAUGAUAAUGAUAUGAAUGAUGUGUUAUUUGAGGCGCUGGAAUUGGAAUUGGAACGGGAGAUGGAGACUGAUGAGAAGGCAGAAGCUGUAGAAGAGACAUCGGAAGUCCCUCUGCAUGCCAGUGAAGAGCACGACGCCAAGGAGGCACAGCUCAAGUUGAGUACGCUGAGUGAGGAAACGAUCAGCUCGGGCUCACAGUCGUUUCAUAAUGACGCGUUCGGCUUAUCCAACACUGGUGGCUACGCAAUGCUCCUCCGGACAAAGCAGCCCGAAUUC
Mesorhabditis spiculigera is the source of this 777-nucleotide messenger RNA. The record is from the annotation of a GenBank genome assembly. Lineage: Eukaryota; Metazoa; Nematoda; Chromadorea; Rhabditida; Rhabditidae.